This is a messenger RNA of Rhodamnia argentea, 1213 nucleotides long. RefSeq lists its product as uncharacterized. The record is from RefSeq and is a predicted model, not a curated record. NCBI's taxonomy places the organism in Eukaryota, Viridiplantae, Streptophyta, Magnoliopsida, Myrtales, Myrtaceae. Bases 158 to 937 code for a protein of 259 amino acids. The transcript is spliced from 2 exons.
CCAAACGGAUGUCUCCCACUCCCCAUUUUCCUCCUCCUGUCUGGCCAAGAAAAUAGCUCAUCUACAUUCGAAAUUUUCUCGGGAAAAUGUCGCUUUGUCGUUUUACCAGCUCUUGAUCCUCCGCGACUUUUUAUCGCACCACCGAGUAAAACUCGCCAUGGCCGUUCAAAUCCUCUCGCCGGAAGUCACGACACUCCGCGCCAUGCGGCGCGUCGAAUUUGCCGCGAACGAAAUCUGUCCCCGAUGCCCUAAUCCGAGAAGUCUCAAAGUUGUCCCGCUGCGUCGUAGGAACGAGGAUUUGGGGUCUAGGAUGAGAAUCCGGGCACGGACUAAGGACGCCGAGUUGAGAAUAUCUUCGGAUUGCGAUCAGAAUAUGAGGCUCUACGGACACUUCUCUGCUCCGGUGAAGAAGAGCAAGGAGGAGGAAGAGCAGCAGGAUUAUUACUUGAAUAUGGGCUAUGCGAUUCGCACUUUGCGCGAGGAUUUUCCGGAGCUUUUUUACAGGGAGCUUAAUUUCGAUAUCUACAGGGAUGACAUAGUCUUCAAAGAUCCGCUCAACACUUUCACGGGAAUUGAGAACUACAAAUCUAUCUUCUGGGGAUUACGAUUCCAGGGAAAAAUAUUUUUCAGGGCUUUGUGGGUUGACAUUGUUAGCGUGUGGCAGCCAGUUGAGAACGUCUUGAUGGUUCGGUGGACUGUUCAUGGAAUUCCUCGAGUCCCGUGGGAAAGUCACGGUCGGUUUGACGGCACUUCUCAGUACAAAUUUGAUAAGAAGGGGAAGAUUUUUGAGCACCGUGUCAAUAACAUCGCUCCCAAUACGCCCUAUAAGUUCCAAGUACUAACUGUGGGUGAGCUGAUCCAGUCUCUGGCCUGCCCCUCAACACCAAAGCCAACAUAUUUUGAGAGUUCAUCCUCUUCAUCUUCGAGAAGGAACUAGCAUGGAGAAGCCUGUCAAUUUUGCUAUACAGUGCGUCCUUAAGUUAAUCCCUGCAGGUUAAACUUUUGGCCUGCUUUUUGCCAGGCUCAAGCAACUUGGAACUGUAAUGGCGGGUUAUUAGAUUGAGUCAUCCCAGUAGACCCUUGUAUGUAGCUGUAUAUUUGUAUAGUAUUGAACGAGCAUAAGCUACCGUUCUUCCCUCGAUGGUGGGUCCUGUAUGACAUCUUGCAACACUGAGUCUGAAUUUAUAAUGCGAAACAUUCUAUGAGUUCAGUA